AUGCUACGACAUUCUUUGCCUUAUGGAUCUCUUAUUCUCCGUACUGAAUAUUCCAUUGAUGUAAUAUUUUCAAAACAUAAAAUAAAUAACAGUAUGUGCCAUUAGUGAUUUGAAUAGAAGUCGCAUAAAAUGAUGCGAUACUGAACGUAUAAAGUAUUUUCAUUUACAAUUAUAUGAUCUUUAUAUUAGAUUUAUUUUGUUGAUUAUUGUAUUCAAAAGUAUGUAUUUUUAUUAACAAAUUUCAACAUUUUCGUUGAUGAAUGUAGAAAAUAAAAUUUAAUUAGUAGACACAAUUCCAUUAAAAUACCUUGAUAAAUAAUUAAAAAACCAUUUUUUAUUUAAUUAUAUAUUAUCAUUUAAUAUAUUUUACAUACGCAUAUAUUACAUUAUUAUAUAAUUAUCAUUUUUAGAUCAAACUAUCAAAUUUCAAUCAAUUAUCAAAUAUUAUCAAUCGUUAUUAAGUAUAUUAUUAUAAAAUUUGCAUACAUUUACUUGCCAUUUUUAUUAUCAAAACUUAAAUUAUAUUAUACACAAUUAUUUAAAAUAAAGCAUGAAUAAAAUCUAUGUUUUAAUUUAAUUAUAUAUAUUAUCAUUAAAAUUAAAAUGACUAAAAGCAUAAUUAAAUAAUAUGAUAUUAUUUAAUUCAGUUAUAUACAUUAUUUGUAUAUACAUUUCAUACAGUAUUAUACACUUCGUACAAUUUAUGUUUCAAUAAUAGAUAUAUACUCAAUUACAAGUAAAUACUUGAAAUAAAAAUAUACAAGUGUACAAGCACAGACUAUUUAUUAAAGAAAAAAGAAAAAUAAAAAAUUUGAAACUUGGUACGUAUACACGAACAGUAACAUAUUCAUAUUUGCCUCGCAUGCCCCACUAGGGGAUCGCGGAGGAUUAUGGGUAACUGACGUACUUCCCGUAUGCGCAAGACAGUCGGGAAAUCGCGUGCAAUAA
Molecule: messenger RNA, 948 nt
Organism: Heterotrigona itama
Lineage: Eukaryota; Metazoa; Arthropoda; Insecta; Hymenoptera; Apidae
Source: the annotation of a GenBank genome assembly